UCGCUGCCUCCUUCCAGUUCUCCCACUCUCUGUCGCCUUCUAGACUCUUCCAUUCUCUGCUCCGCUGCUGCAAACUUCAAUGGCUUCCGAUCUAGAGAACAAGGCCAAAGAGGCUUUCAUCGACGACCACUUCCAACUCGCCGCCGAUCUCUACUCCCAGGCCAUCGAUCUCAACCCUAAAAGCGCCGAGCUUUUCGCCGACCGCGCUCAGGCAAAUAUAAAGCUCGGCAAUCUCACUGAGGCGGUUUCUGAUGCAAACAAGGCGAUUGAGCUGGAUGCUUCAAUGGCCAAACCAUAUUUGCGGAAAGGCAUAGCAUGCAUGAAGUUGGAGGAGUAUCAAACUGCUAAAGCAGCCCUUGACACCGGAAUUUCUUUGGCUUCUGGUGAUUCACGAUCAAGAUUCGCUUCUUUGAUUAAAGAAUGUGAAGAUCGCAUUGCUGAGGAAACAGGCCAGCUGCCAAAAGAGGAGUUAGAACUCCCAUCAAAUGCCACCCCCAUGCAAGAGGAACCAGUGAAUGGACUCUCCAGCGAGACACAAGAUGUAACUCCACCCAAGCCCAAAUACAAGCAUGAUUUCUAUCAGAAGCCCGAGGAAGUCGUUGUGACUGUAUUUGCUAAGCGUGUACCAGUUGACUGUGUGUCUGUCGACUUUGGUGAACAAAUUCUAAGCGUUAGCAUCAACGUUCCUGGUGAAGAUGCAUACCAUCUUCAACCUCGUUUGUUUGGCAAGAUAGUACCUGCGAACUGCAAGUACAUUGUCUUGUCUACCAAAGUGGAAAUUCAUCUUGCGAAAGCUGAACCUAUACAUUGGACCUCUCUAGAAUAUAAGGAAACAGCUGUCGUUAGAAGGCUGGACACUUCCUCUGGUAUGUUAAACAUGCUAAUACUGUAUAAUUUCUUGUAAUGUUCUACAACUACUGGGAAUUUGAACAACAAUACCAUGCUAGAAUUCCUAAGUUCACGGGUUAGGCGGUUUUGAUGCUAAACCUCUACUGGGUUGAACAACAAUAUCUUGUGUUGAUAAAGUUCCCUCGUCUGAUGGACUAUGCAGAUGUUGCCAUGAGACCCACAUAUCCGUCUUCCAAACCGAAGAAAGUGGAUUGGGAUAAACUUGAAGCCCAAGUGAAGAAGGAGGAAAAGGAUGAAAAGCUGGAUGGCGAUGCAGCUCUGAAUAAAUUCUUCAGGGAUAUAUACAAGGAUGCUGAUGAAGACACAAGACGAGCCAUGCAGAAAUCUUUUGUGGAGUCGAGUGGGACGGUGUUGUCGACCAACUGGAAGGAUGUGGGGAGCAAGAAGGUGGAUGGAAGUGCUCCUGAUGGUAUGGAGAUGAAGAAAUGGGAGUACUGACAGUUGUGUGCCAUAGUAUAAACUCUCCGGGAUUGCGAUUUUGUGUCUCAUGUUCGAAUUCUAAUUCGUUCCUUGCAGUCACACUUGUUUUUGGGAUACAAACUGUUCAGUCUCUUUCUCUUGUUCUCUGUGACUGCGAUUGCUUUCGAGUGAAUUGCCAAGUAAUUCAUCUUUCUUGUUUUCCUGUACAUAUAUCACCGUUUAGAGUUUACUAUUGCACAUUCCUGUGGUUUGGUUCAGUCAGAGUACGAGAAUUGGUUCGAAAAGAAAACGGUAGUAACAGGGAUCAAAGCGAAUCGACCUGGUUUUUAUUUUGGUUAUGAAGUAUGGAUUAAGAAUUUAAGAUACAAAGAAACUUUAAACCCAGCAGACCAAACCAUCGAUA
This is a messenger RNA of Linum tenue, 1732 nucleotides long. The record is from the annotation of a GenBank genome assembly. NCBI's taxonomy places the organism in Eukaryota, Viridiplantae, Streptophyta, Magnoliopsida, Malpighiales, Linaceae.